This is a messenger RNA of Drosophila melanogaster (fruit fly), 2499 nucleotides long. RefSeq names its product GDP-mannose pyrophosphorylase B (gene Gmppb). Gene Ontology annotation, biological process: GDP-mannose biosynthetic process. Bases 1265 to 2374 code for a protein of 369 amino acids. Gene Ontology annotation, molecular function: mannose-1-phosphate guanylyltransferase (GTP) activity; transferase activity; GTP binding. The record is from RefSeq and is marked reviewed. Lineage: Eukaryota; Metazoa; Arthropoda; Insecta; Diptera; Drosophilidae. The transcript is spliced from 5 exons.
UGGAUAACCUACACGAAAGACGAUCAAAAUUGAUUUGCGAGAAAAUUCUAUUCGUAAAUUUAUCAACUAACUAUUUGGAAAAUCAUUCAUUUGGAAUUGUAAUCACCUAUGCACUUUGGUAUAAGCUUUUCUGUGCACAUUUUCCUGGAAAAUGAAUGAGACUCCUCGGCAGCCAUUGUAAAAAUCAAUAUUGGAGAUUGCCCUCAGAAAAAAGUGCACUUAAACCCAGAUGUCACUCAAUCAAAAACUUCUAAUUGGGAAAGCACAAAUUUACCACACUUUUCCGAGCCUUCGAAAGGCAUAAACCUUCACAAAUCGGUGGGAAAAAGUAAUAGAGGAAAAUACAAUUCGGUCGACAUUUUGUUUUCCGUCUCGCUGGUGCCUAUUUGAAACGUAAGCGUGUGUAUGUGUGCGUAUGUGUAUCUCGUCUGAGCUCGGAGCCCCAUAAAAUCAGUGGUCAAAUUACUUCUUCGUAUCGCCAUAGGCUCGCCUUUGCAAAGCUUUUUGGUCUCCAUGGCGUCCGCAGCAGUCGCACUUACCUUUCAACCAAAUGCAGAAGUUUUCUCUAAGUAUGCACAGUUUUUAUACACUCAGCAAUUUUCACACGCGACGGAAAACAAUGUGCACCAGUGAGACCGCGUCUUGCUACGAACGACUAUCGACAUCGAAAACCGAUAACGAUACCGAUGGGGAAUGCUUUGUUUAUUUGAAUGUGAACGAUGCAUUUGGGGCCUUCCGUUACCUUCGCCGCAGACCGCAUUUGGUUUGUAGGCGAUAUGCAUGCGUAAAAUGUUCGGUGGAAUCCGGCUAUCAGCGCUGCUGCGAGUGGGACGAAGCGCAAUCAUCGCCAUCUUCCGAUAGUGUUAUCCCAACUUUGCCAGCUCGGUUUUUAUUUACUUUCCUGUGCGGCGAGUUUACUCAUAAAACAAAUGAUAAUAAAAUACACAAAGACCAUAUUGAAUGUUCAAUGACAAGAUCGAUAUUCCUAAGCCUUGAAAACGUCCAUCUAAAACUAAUAGAAACUAUUAUUGUUUUGGGACAGGCAAGUGCAUCCAACCAGAAGCACAAAGGUUCUUAUCACGAAAAAAGACAAUUCCAAAAACAACAACAAGGAAAUAGAUAGCGCAACAAGUUGUUUGACCGCUGAAACGGAAUCUCGUUGUACGGAGAAAGUCUCGAGAACUUUAAGGUGUGACGUGUCGCUCGCUUACGGACUAUAGAAACCGGAGAACGGAAAGGAGGCGGAAGCGGAAGCGGAGAAGUGAUGUGUGGAAAUCCAGCUGUGGGAAACGGGACGAGGGCGUUGAUUCUGGUCGGUGGUUAUGGGACCCGGCUGCGACCCCUGACCCUCAGCACGCCCAAGCCACUGGUGGAGUUUGCCAAUAAGCCGAUUCUUCUCCACCAACUGGAGGCACUCGUCGAUGCGGGAUGUCGUCAGGUUAUUUUAGCCGUCAGCUAUCGAGCCGAGCAAAUGGAAAAGGAGCUUAAAGUCGAAGCCAAGAAACUGGGCGUGGAAUUGAUCUUCUCACACGAGACGGAACCCCUGGGAACAGCUGGACCUCUGGCCCUAGCAAAAACGAUUUUAGCAGCCAGCUCAGAGCCAUUUUUCGUGCUCAAUUCGGACGUUAUAUGCGAUUUUCCAUUUAAACAACUAGUGCAAUUCCAUUGUAAUCACGGAAAAGAAGGCACAAUUGUUGUCACAAAGGUCGAAGAACCAUCCAAAUACGGAGUUGUGCUGUACGAUGAGAACGGCUGUAUAAAAAACUUUAUUGAAAAGCCACAAGAGUUCGUUAGCAAUAAGAUCAAUGCCGGCAUUUACAUCUUUAAUCCCUCCGUGCUUGACCGGAUCGAAGUUAAGCCCACAUCAAUAGAGAAGGAGGUGUUCCCUGAAAUGACGCAGCAACAGGAGUUGUAUGCAAUGGAUUUAACUGGAUUCUGGAUGGACAUCGGACAGCCAAAAGACUUCCUAACCGGCAUGUGUCUGUAUCUAAGCUCGCUGCGCCAGAAGCAAUCCCCCAAGCUGUACACAGGCCCUGGAGUGGUGGGCAACGUGUUGGUGGAUCCCACGGCCAAAAUCGGCGAGGGUUGUCGCAUAGGGCCUAAUGUAACCAUUGGACCGGACGUGGUCAUCGAGGAUGGCGUGUGCAUUAAGCGCUCGACCAUCCUCAAAGGCGCCAUCGUUCGCUCACACUCAUGGCUGGACUCCUGCAUUGUCGGUUGGCGUUCUACAGUUGGCCGUUGGGUUCGCAUCGAAGGCAUCACCGUGCUAGGCGAGGAUGUAAUCGUGAAGGAUGAGCUCUACAUUAAUGGAGGCCAGGUCUUGCCCCAUAAAAGCAUUGCGGCCAGUGUCCCAGAACCGCAGAUCAUUAUGUGAGGCGGUGGCCCAAAUCAUAAAUUGUAAAUACAAUCUAUUUUUGUUCAGUUCCGCCGUUUCGGUAUUCUAUAAAGGUGCCUUUUGCUGAACUGCUCUCACCUACGAUUUGCAAUAUUGACACUAUG